CGAGCCUUGUCACCGUUUUCCAUGCAUGCUUCGGCGUGAGGUUCCAGCCAAUCGCCCUGCUUCUCUCUUCAGCUCUGCUCCCUCUCCCCUGUGACAUCACCACGCAACACGCGCAUACCGUAUCGCACACGGAGCCAUGGUCGCCCCAACGGUCGCCCUUACGCAUCUGAACCGCGCAGACGGCUCCGCGACAUAUACCCACAACGGCUACUCCAUCAUUGGCGCCGUCAACGGCCCAAUCGAGGUACAGCGACGCGAUGAGCUGCCGGAAGAAGCCGCCAUUGAAGUGAAUGUGCGGCCAGCCAUGGGCGUUGGAAGCCCAAGAGAGCGACACCUCGAAACACUCGUGCACAACACGCUCCGCAGCAUCAUCCUCACACAAGCGAUACCGCGCACACUGGUGCAAAUCACACUGCAAGUGCGAAGUCUACCAGAAGAAGACAGCACAGCAGGCGCCAACGCGUCUCUCACGCUCCUCCCCCACCUCCUCCACACUGCGCUGCUCGCACUCCUCUCCGCCUCGAUACCCCUCCGCACAACCCUCACCUCCGUCCUCAUCGCCCAGCCCGCCUCGCCAUCCAGCAAGGCCUCUGCGCCGCUCCUCUCGCCAACCGCCAACCAGCUCUUGCGCGCGAAACCCAUACGCAGCAUCCACGUCUUUGCCUUUUCCGGCGACCGCAAAAUGCUGCUGAGUGAGAGUGAGGGGACUUUUAGCUACGAGGAGUGGAAUGAGGCUUGCGAAAUGGCUGAGAAUACGUGCUGUGGUGAGGACGACGACGACGACGACGACCAGGGUGGGAUCAAGUUGGAUAUCGAGGGCGAGGCUAUGGACGUCGAUGCGCAGGCUGAGGCGGAGAGCUUGGACAAGUGGUUGAGGAGUGUGGUCAAGAGGAAGGUCGAGCAUGAGCAGCGGUGGAGGAGCGCAACGUGAAGAAAUGCAAUGACUAGAGCAGGAAACUAGUGGUGCGGGCAAGUUGGGAUGUCCGCGUCAUGCUGAUUGUCGGGCGAAUCGACGCGCAUGUCGCAUGAAGUUGGAAAUCAUACGAAAGACGCGGUGUCUGGAUACCCAAAGCAGAGUCAGCUGUUCAUGAUGCCUUAACUCUAGUUGGCAUGCGGUUGAGCGAAAAAAAAAGAUUCUGGGGCUGUCAUAUUGUAUACACGAUAUCCGGCACUGCUCUCGUCUUAUCCAAGGCGUGAGCAUGUUGCUGUACGACAACAGCUCCAGAUCCAACGGGCAGAUCAAGGCUGAGGCUUAGCCGAUGCCUGUGAAAGCAAUACACGCAUCAAUCAAUCAACGACUCCAAAUAAAUAAAUAAAAGCAACUCAAAUGCAAAGUCAAAGGCGAUAGAUUGCGCUGCCUACAAUACAAC
This is a messenger RNA of Exserohilum turcica Et28A, 1370 nucleotides long. RefSeq lists its product as uncharacterized. Gene Ontology annotation, biological process: poly(A)-dependent snoRNA 3'-end processing; nuclear mRNA surveillance; rRNA catabolic process. Lineage: Eukaryota; Fungi; Ascomycota; Dothideomycetes; Pleosporales; Pleosporaceae. Bases 137 to 931 code for a protein of 264 amino acids. Gene Ontology annotation, cellular component: nuclear exosome (RNase complex); cytoplasmic exosome (RNase complex); nucleolus. The transcript is spliced from 3 exons. The record is from RefSeq and is a predicted model, not a curated record.